Messenger RNA from Lindgomyces ingoldianus, 2334 nucleotides. Its product is annotated as oligopeptide transporter. Lineage: Eukaryota; Fungi; Ascomycota; Dothideomycetes; Pleosporales; Lindgomycetaceae. The transcript is spliced from 6 exons. Gene Ontology annotation, molecular function: oligopeptide transmembrane transporter activity. The record is from RefSeq and is a predicted model, not a curated record. Gene Ontology annotation, cellular component: fungal-type vacuole membrane. The coding region runs from base 1 to 2283 and encodes 760 amino acids.
AUGGCCUCCAACGAGGUCGUCGACGUCCCCGUCGAGCCAAUGGGCCAGAUCAACCCCAAAGUCCCACCAUUGACUGAAACAAAGAACACGUUUAAUACCCCCGAGGGGCGCUUUGAUGAGAAGGGAUAUAAUGAGGAGGCCAUCAAUGAGGAAGGCCUCAAGGAAUUGGAUGACGACCACCAUGAUGACUUCACGAUCGACCCCUUCAAGCCCUUCGACGACUUGCCAGAUGAGCGAAGCGACAUCCUUACUAUUCGUGCUAUCUUCAUCGGUCUUUGUUGUGGUGCUCUCGUGAAUGCCUCCAAUGUCUAUCUUGGGUUGAAGACAGGAUGGACAUUCACGGCCAACUUGUUCGGCGCUAUUGCUGGUUUUGCCGUUGUCAAAUUCAUCUCCAAGGCCGUUCCUGAGAGCUUCCCUAUCCUCGGGGGCAGCUUUGGUCCACGUGAGAACAACAUUGUCCAGACCGCUGCCAUGGCGUCUGGUGGUCUUUCUUCUGUCUUCGUCUCCGCUUUCCCUGCUCUGUAUCAGCUUGAGCUUUUGGAUACUCCUAAAGCUGACUACUGGAAAAUUGUCUCCCUUACUGCUGUUGCUGGUUAUUUCGGUUUUUUCUUUGCUACACCGAUGCGUAAGUUCUUCAUCGUGUAUGUGGCUCGUGAGCUCCGAUUGAUCUUCCCUACUCCCUCUGCUACCGCCAUGACCAUUCGGAGUAUGCAUCAGGCUAUUACCGGAGAGAGGAUAGCCAAGAUGAAGAUGAAGGGUCUCUCACUCGCGUUCUCGGGUGCUUUGAUCUUGCGUGUUGUUUCCCAGUACUGCAUUGGUAUCCUGUGGGAUUGGCAUUUCUUCACCUGGUUCUACAUCUGGGGCCACUAUAAGAACCAAGCCCUUGCCGUCGAGAACUGGGGCUGGUUCCUCGAAUGGACUCCCGCUUUCAUUGGCUCUGGUAUGCUGGUCGGUCUUAAUGUUUCCAUUUCUUUCUUCGCCGGUAGUGUCAUUGCUUGGGGUAUCAUUGGCCCAGCUCUUGUCCACAACAACAUGGCUUGGGGUGUUGAUCUAAGUGGAGGCGAUCCAAAGUGGGAGGGUUACAUCACCUUCGCUUCGCUCAGUUUGAAGGCUUGCAACAAGGACAGCCCAAGCCCCCGAUACUGGCUUCUGUGGCCAGGCGUUUUGAUGAUGAUUGCGGUUUCGUUUACCGAACUUGCCCUUCAAUACAAAGUCAUCUACUUUGCCUUCAAAGCCCUCUACCGCGGAAUUGCUACUGGCAUCUAUGCUCUCGGCCACGCUAUGGGCAAAGAACUCGGCUUCUUCAAGAAAGUCGGUGAGCAGGCCGAAGAAGACUGGGUCGAGGACUCCGCGCAACCCCACGAGUUGGUCAAAAUGUGGAUGUGGCUUCCCGGCCUGAUCCUCUCUAUCAUCUGCAUCUGCGUGGUGCUAGGUGUUGAAUUCGACAUGCCAGUUGGCAUGUCACUGCUCUCCGUCUUCCUCGCCUUCUUCUUCUCCUUCCUUGCCAUCCAGUGCACCGGCGUCACAGACAUCACACCUCUCACCGCCGCAUCCAAAGCCUCGCAAAUCAUCCUCGGAGGUGCCACAAAAGGCGAACACUGGGAAGUCGCACACGCACAGAAACUCAACUUGCUCGGUGGUGCCAUCGCCUCCAUGGGCGCCAACCAAUCCACAGAUCUGGUCUGUGACUUCCGAACCGGCUUUCUCCUCCGCACACCUCCAAACCAGCAGUGGGUAGCGCAGGGCAUCGGAACUAUCGUCGCCGUCUUCCUCGCACCCGCCAUGUUCCAGCUCUUCUCUACGGCAUACCCCUGCAUCAUCGACAUCGAGGCCGACACCUGCGCCUUCGCCGUCCCCUCCGUCUCCGCCUGGCGCGCCACCGCCGUUGCCGUCACCGACCCAACCUUCCCCAUCCCCAAAACAUCCGGCAUCUUCGCUAUUGUCUUCGCCAUAUUCGGCUCCGCCAUGGUCUUCGUCCGCCAUUACCUCUGGGUCGGCGAACGCGAGUGGGUCAAGAAAUACCACCCCAAUAUGAUGUGUAUCGGUCUCGCGUUCGUGCUCGCGCAGACGCAGUACGGAACUGCCAUGGUGAUUGGAUCGACGUGGGCAUUCCUCUGGGCGAAGUGGAAUCCCGUGGGUUUUGAUAUCUACGGGUAUGCGGUUGCUGCGGGUUUGAUUGCCGGUGAAGGUAUUGGCGGUGUGAUUAAUGCGGUUCUCCAGGUUGCGGGGAGGUCGGGCGAUAAGUAUGGGACGAAUAUUGCGUGCCCUGGUGGUGCGUGUUAGUGGAUCUGAUUAGCUUUGAUCUGGAUUAAUUCAUGUAUGUGUGUAUAUUGG